This is a messenger RNA of Galendromus occidentalis (western predatory mite), 1530 nucleotides long. RefSeq names its product alpha-tocopherol transfer protein-like. The record is from RefSeq and is a predicted model, not a curated record. The transcript has 4 exons. Gene Ontology annotation, molecular function: phosphatidylinositol bisphosphate binding. Gene Ontology annotation, cellular component: membrane. Bases 190 to 1074 code for a protein of 294 amino acids. Lineage: Eukaryota; Metazoa; Arthropoda; Arachnida; Mesostigmata; Phytoseiidae.
GGCUCACUUUGGGACCCAACCCUAUGAGGCGUGCUUUAAAACUCUGGUCGAGCUCCCACUUCCAACUGAGAUCGUUCGUGACUUCCUCGUGAGAUCCACCGCUCCGUCCGCUCCUGUCAACGCAGUCGGAGUCGAAUUGUGUUCUGAUUCAGUUCGUGUGGUUCCCCACGAUUCCCCUAAUCCACCGCGAUGACCGCCGCAAAAAUCGCAAGAAUACUCAAGGACGACGAUUUUCCGUGGAGGAAGAUGGCCGCGGAAGAGCUCGAUGACGAUCCUGCAAAAUGGGAGAUGAAGCUGUCCGAUAUGCGUCAAAGACUCGAGUCCUAUCAAGAGAAGCAUCCGAAAUUCCAACCCCGGGCGGAUGAUGGCUUUCUGCUAGCGUUCCUGCGAACGAGGAAAUUUAACGUCAAGAAAGCUUUCGACGCUCUAGUGAAUUAUCACUGCAUACGUUCGCCCAAUCCAGAAAUGCUCAUUCCGCGGGGCAAGGGUCCUCGCGACUACCUGCACAUCAUUCGCAAGGGAAUCGUCUUGGUUCCUUCGGCUCGUAAUCCCGUCGACGGCUCGGUCGUCAUCAUCGUCUCUCUGAACAAGUUCAGAUUCGAAGACGAAGACAUCUCCCAUGUUAUCAACAUCAUCUACUAUCUAUCACGCGUCGUUGUGCGGAGCGUGGCUUUCCAGACUCUCGGGGUGAGACUCAUUAUCGACAUCGACGGCGUCUCGAUGGCUUUCUUCACCACGCUUCUGCGUCGCUUCUACAAUUUGAAGGCACUCAUCAUUGCCCAGGGCUGUUUCCCGGCUCGAAUCAAAGGAGUGCACGUGAUGAACGAGUACUACGGCAUGGUCAAGCAUAUUUACAACCUGUUGUGGCCUUUCCUAUCGACGAAGAUCCGGAAGCGCAUUCAUCUGCACGGCUCCAAAUACAGCGAGUUGCACGCUUCCAUUUCCCCGGAAAUUCUCCCACACAGUUUGGAAGGGUCUCCACAAGGAGUCGAGUUCGCAUGGUUCGAGAAGCUGAUCGUCGAACACCACGCCGAGAUGGUAGAGGACAGCUAUUAUGGUUUCUUGGACUUCUAGAGCACUUUCCCCCGAUGGGGAGCUCUCCGGAAGCGAGACUUCGGAGAUUCCGAGGAGUGCAGCGUUCGUUAGGAAGCUGUGAUACUGGUUCGCGAAUGUGAAACUCAGACGCUGAUUCAUUCUUUGAAAGCCCUGAACGUCGUCUGAGUCAUGAAAGGGUAAUUUUCUGAUGGACAUGGAAUUACCUCCAAGUAAUACGGCAAAGCGUAUGAAUCACCCAUGAUCGCUUCAUCUCAUGGAGAAGUGUGUGUGUGUACGUGUGCAUGAAAGCUGAGAACGCAACUUGUACGAUGGAUGUGUCAUCUCUAGAAUAGUUCUUCAUAAGUGUAUAAACUCAUUUGAGAUCUGAAGUAGAUGGAUCGCUGGACGCCAGUGAAACGAAAUGGAUGAAAAAUGAAAGUUGAUGCUCAAGACGUCUCGACACAUGUUUUUCAACUUCUUGAAUGCAUCGAUAGC